Messenger RNA from Dama dama (fallow deer), 1329 nucleotides. It is a transcript of the gene CSF3, whose product is annotated as colony stimulating factor 3. NCBI's taxonomy places the organism in Eukaryota, Metazoa, Chordata, Mammalia, Artiodactyla, Cervidae. The transcript has 5 exons. The coding region runs from base 41 to 628 and encodes 195 amino acids. Gene Ontology annotation, molecular function: growth factor activity; cytokine activity. Gene Ontology annotation, biological process: immune response; positive regulation of myeloid cell differentiation; positive regulation of cell population proliferation. The record is from RefSeq and is a predicted model, not a curated record. Gene Ontology annotation, cellular component: extracellular region.
CCCACCCAGACCCCUGGCUGAGCCUUCUGCCCAGAGCCCCAUGAAGCUGAUGGCCCUGCAGCUGCUCCUCUGGCACUGCGCGCUCUGGACGGUGCACGAAGCCACCCCCCUGGGCCCUGCCCGCUCCCUGCCCCAGGGCUUCCUGCUCAAGUGCUUAGAGCAAGUGAGGAAAAUCCAGGCUGAUGGCGCCGAGCUGCAGGAGAGGCUGUGUGCCGCCCACAAGCUGUGCCACCCGGAGGAGCUGGUCCUGCUCGGGCACUCUCUGGGCAUCCCCCAGGCUCCCCUGGGCAGCUGCUCCAGCCAGUCCCUGGAGCUGACAAGUUGCCUGGACCAACUGCACGGCGGCCUCUUUCUCUACGAGGGCCUCCUGCAGGCCCUGGCGGGCAUCUCCCCAGAGCUGGCCCCCACCUUGGACACACUGCAGCUGGACGUCACCGACUUUGCCACCAACAUCUGGCUGCAGAUGGAGGACCUGGGGGUGGCCCCGGCUGUGCAGCCCACCCAGGGCACCAUGCCAACCUUCACCUCAGCUUUCCAGCGCCGAGCAGGAGGGGUCCUGGUUGCUUCCAAGCUGCAGAGUUUCCUGGAGCUGGCAUACCGUGUCCUGCGCUACCUUGCCGAGCCCUGAGCAGAGCUCUUCCCCUCUAGUGUAUUUAUCUCUAUAUUUAAUAUUUAUGCUUAUUUAAACCUAAUAUUUAAAGACAGGAAAGCACAGAAAGGAGCCCCAGGCUCCUGGGUCCUUCCUUCCACCUCCAUGUGGGGAAACCCCCCGUCUUCCGUACCGGGACUGGGAGGGAGUUGGUAAAUACCAAGUAUUACUUCUCGUGGCUGCUCCAGGCCUGGCUCUGCGGUGGACUCUGGGGAGAGCCGCAGUGAACCCCUACCCUGAGGGUGCCCACCUCGGGGCCCUUGGAAGCAUCAGGAAGUCUCCUAAGUGGGAGACGAGACAGCCCUGUUUAAUAUUUAAACAGCAGUGUUCCCCAACUGGGUCCUUGCCCCCUGGCUCCAGCCCUGCAUUCAGGCAUGAAGCCCAGCAGAGGCAGCUGGAGUGGGAUGCUUGACCCUGGGGUCCCACGAAUUCGCUGGGGAAACUUCUUCUUUUUAAGACAUUUUUCAGGCACAUUUUGACUCCUCAUGUGGGGAGCCCAGGCAUUAGUGACGCCUCUUGUUUUUCUGGAUGCGCUAUAGACGCCAUGAGGCUCAUGACCCUGCUCCACCCCACUGGGGUUGGGGUCAGGGUUCUGACUCUCUUCUGGGCUGGACAGAUGGUCGUGUGUCUCUGCCUUGCUGGGUGAGACUGGGAACGCGGAAAAGAAAGAUGAGGGGGCU